UCACGGCAUACAUGGAUGAAGCUGCACGUGGGCACUGGUCUGAUGGCGAGACCGCGGGCGUCCACAGCGACGUUCGCCAUGCACUCUCGAUGUUGCAACAUUUCCAGCACGGCCGCCUCUGAGGCCGCCGUCUGUCGGUCAUUAAAAACCCACAUCCAUCAGGACCAUCUCGUCUUCGAGGCCCCGAUGGGAGAGCCGCCGAUGCCCAGCGAUGGCGCCGCGUCCGACCGAUGCGGCGGCGCCGGCUGCUGCCUCCGACGACGUUGCCGCCGCCGGUGCGCGCGAUGGUGGUGCCUCCGACGAUGCGCCGCCGCACGAUGGCGCCGCCGCCGAUGCGCACGAUGGUGGCGCCGCCACCGAUGAUGCGCACGAUGGCGGUGCCGCUGCCGAUAGUGUUGCCUCCGAUGCGCCGCGCGACGAUGGCGCCGCCGCCGAUGCGCGCGAUGGCGCCGCCGCCGAUGCGCGCGACGACGGCGCCGCCGCCGAUGCGCCGGAUAUGAUGCCGAAGAACUGGCUGCAUCCGACGACAGUGCCGCAUCCGACGACGAUGGUGCCGCCAGCACUUGGGCGUCCAGACGCUGGCCGCCAAGGCACGGCAGCCGCCGCGCCUCCGCCAGCGCCACCACCAUCAUCCUCGAAAAGCUCAUAGAGCAGGCUCUCGAAGAGUGGCGGGCUCGGAGGCAGGUCCUCUGCCAGCAGCUCGGGGCGCUCCCGGCGCACCAUGAUGCCGCCAGCACAUUUGAACGCCCUGUCUUGAG
Prorocentrum cordatum is the source of this 758-nucleotide messenger RNA. Lineage: Eukaryota; Dinophyceae; Prorocentrales; Prorocentraceae. The record is from the annotation of a GenBank genome assembly.